AAGUAAAGAGGUCUAUGUUAGUUCACAAUUAUCUGCAAUUGGAGAUGUCACCGAUAAAAGUUAGGUUAAAAUUAGGGUACCUUCGGAAAAAUGGUUGCUAAGGAAGCAAAAAGGUGUGCCGACUUACUUCCUGCCUUUAUUGACAAGCCUGUGGGUUCUGUGCGUGGCCUUUCUUGUGAUGAACGUUUUCCAGAGCCUCCUCGUGUCGAAGCUCACUCUGAAGAAGUCCAGUCCUUACAUAGACACUCCGGAAGAUCUUGUUGACAAAAAAAAUAUUCAGUGCCUUGCUCCCAGAGAGAUACAAAUCAAACACGUUUUUAAAAAAUCCGAGAAUGCCAAAUUUAGAGCAGCUUGGAAUUACAUUUCCCAUAACAUGCCACGCUCUGAGGCUUUUCAAGACCGGACACUGCGUUAUGUGGAGAGUGGCAAAUAUUGCAUCAUACAUGGUCAUCUGAUAUUCAAGAGCCGCCUCAAAGAGUUCUUCAAAAAGUAUGGAACCUGCAAUUUUCAUCUGUCUGAAAAAUACUUCUACCCUUUCUCUCUACCCAUAAUUCUUCACAAACAAGACACAGAUGAUUUCUACGAGACAUUUAACUUGGGAAUUACUCGACUUGUUGAGGCUGACAUAGCUGGAAAGUGGUUCAAAUCUGAUUUGGCGAUUUCAAAUCUUUGCACCAGUUACUCUGAUACAACUCCAAAGCCUUUGGGACUGCAACAUCUGUACGGAGUGCUAGUGGUUUGGCUUGUUGGCAUGCUUUUUGGAGCAGCAAUAUUCCUUGUGGAAAUACUAACAAAACGUGCGACAUAUUUCAAGGUUUUUCCGUAUAAGAGAUAAACGGAAAAAAAUUGUUUAACAACUAAAAAAACUUUACGUCUCAAAGUGAAAGAUUUAUUGUUAAAAUGUUUAGACACAAAUGAUUUGCGAGUGAUUUUCAUUAUACUGAAGAAAGCAACAGGCAGUGCAAAAAUAUUCAAGGGUUAAUUGCGAGAUAAAGCCACGAAUUUUCUACUGAAAGAUGAGCCGCAUAAAAAUGUAGUAACAAACGUAACAGCAAGUAAAACAGAUGUGAUUAAUUCCUCAAAUUUCAUUUAUUUAAAUUCUAGAAAUACCACGAUAGAUGUUUGGUGACAAAGACCAUUAGUUCAAAAUUAUUUUGAACUGAGAAACAAAAACUAAAUAAUGUAAGAUUCUUAUUGCUUUGAUACCUCAAUAGCAUCACUUCUUUAAGAUCAACUAAAGUCGAACAUUAACAACGAUCCACAACUGGUUAUAAAUUUAACAGUUCAUUUUUUUUAAGUAUAUAUUUUCUGGGAUAUCCACUACUACGCUUUCUGCAAAAUAUUUUAUUGAAUUGUAGACAAUUAAAAAUUAAAGUUUACAUAAUCUUUUGAAAUUUUACCAACAUUUUAGAUGCCUCACCACGAAAGGAUUGGAAAAAAGUGGCUAUUUUAUAUAAGCCUUUGAAUCAUUUACAAGUAGUAGAGUAAGAAAUAACUUUAAAUCAAAUUUAUACAAGAAAGAAUAAUGCAUUAAAGCAAAAGUUUAGCUAUU
Parasteatoda tepidariorum (common house spider) is the source of this 1552-nucleotide messenger RNA. Lineage: Eukaryota; Metazoa; Arthropoda; Arachnida; Araneae; Theridiidae. The record is from RefSeq and is a predicted model, not a curated record.